Messenger RNA from Dendrobium catenatum, 1330 nucleotides. RefSeq names its product RNA polymerase II subunit 5-mediating protein homolog. Gene Ontology annotation, molecular function: phosphatase inhibitor activity; transcription corepressor activity; chromatin binding. Gene Ontology annotation, biological process: negative regulation of phosphatase activity; negative regulation of transcription by RNA polymerase II. NCBI's taxonomy places the organism in Eukaryota, Viridiplantae, Streptophyta, Magnoliopsida, Asparagales, Orchidaceae. The record is from RefSeq and is a predicted model, not a curated record. The transcript is spliced from 10 exons. The coding region runs from base 77 to 1330 and encodes 417 amino acids.
CUGAGCGGAGGAUGCGGGGCUUCAGCCCUCAGCCGGUUUGAUCGUCAGCCAACUUCGCUGUGCGGUCGGUAUCACAAUGGCGGAAGGCGCGAAGAUGGGCACUGUGACAUCGUUGGACUCUCUGUUCACUUCUGAAGAAGCGGAGAAGGCGGCGCGGCGGGGGGAGGAGGCCAUAGAGGACCGCCGGAAAGAGCUAUGCCGCCUUCGCGAAUUCAUCUCUGACAACUCCGCCUUGAUCCACCAAGUCCAGAAGCUCCCCGACGAGCUAUCCCACGACAUCAUGGUGCCGUUCGGCGGCGCUGCCUUCUUUCCUGGUCGUUUGAUCCACACUAAUGAGUUCUUGGUAUUAUUGGGCGAGAGCUACUAUGCAGAGAGGACUGCGAAGCAAACGGUGGAGAUCCUUCAGCGGAGGGGGAAGUCUCUGGAGGGGCACGUUGAGUCGUUGAACAAGAUAAUGAAGGAUCUUGAAGCCGAGGCAAAGUUUUUUGAUUCAACUGCUGCUGAAGUUGCUGAAGGUUUAGUGGAAAUAAGAGAAGAGUAUGUUGAGGAAACUCAAAGUGAGGAACCUAAAACAGGUCUUUCAAACACAAGUUUUGUGAGCUCUUCAAAAGCACAUAAUUCUUUAGUUCCUGAUGAAGAAGAUGAAGAUGCUAAAUUAAUGGCAAGGCUGGAUGAGCUUGAGAAAGAAGAGGAAGAAGCUGUGAGUGAUUUGGAUGAUGAUGAGGAUGAUGAAACAGCUAGUUCUUCAGAUGACCAUGAGGUUGAAGAUGAUGAAAAUGCAAGUUAUUUGAAGGUUGAUGAAGACGAGGAUGAUGAGGAAGAGGAUGAUGAUGAUGAAGAUGAAGAUGAUGAAAACACAAAUUAUUUGAAGGUUGUUGAAGAUGAGGAUGAAGAGGAAGAGAAUGAUGAAGACGAAGAUGUGAAUAACAAUGCUGAAAACAUUUCUGAAACUGAUGCUGAGGGUCUAGUGUCAAAGCCAACGGGCCCAGGAACAUUUUUCCCAACAUCUAUGCAACACGACGCAAUAGGCUUGCUACAGCAUCCUGCUGAUCAAUCUUUUGUAUCAAGCCCAAAAAUGCAAGUUGCACCUGAAGGUCCAUUGAAACGUAUUGUCGAGCAACCUCACGCGACACAACACCCCUCGCUGCCUCCUGAAACGCGAGAAAUCCUUCAGAAGUCCCCUGCUUCUAACAUUCAGGCUUUUACAGGCACAGUUAUUGAACAUAGUUAUGGCCUUUUGCCACCAAAACCCUCCUCUAACGAUUCAACUGCUGUUCAGCAGCCAUCACGGCCGGUCUCCAGGUUCAAGAUGCAGAAAGGUAACCGUUGA